UGAUCAUAAUCACAAGCGUGUCGAGGUUGUAAUUCAAAAUCAAUAUCAAAAUCGAAAUUCCAAACCACAAAUUCAGCAAAGUGUUGGUAAAAAAUUCCCACAGAUCGAUGCCGGGGAAUCGGAAGUUUUCGAGAAUUGAUUCCACGUCCGACGGAGUUGUAGCUAGUUGAUUUUGGCAGAGGCAAUGAGACGGGUAAAGGUGGAAGAGAGUGAUGAAAAUGGUGGAGCUGGUGAUGAGCGGGGAUCCUACCCGGAUCGGCCGGGUGAACCUGAUUGCAUUUACUAUUUGCGGACGGGGUCUUGUGGCUAUGGGAGCAAUUGUCGUUUUAAUCAUCCCUCUAGUGCAGGACAAGUUCAUGGUGUUAAAGCCUGCAGUGAGCUUCCCGAAAGGGCUGGACAGCCGGAUUGUGGGCACUAUCUUAAGACGGGCACCUGUAAGUAUGGGUCAACCUGUAGAUAUCAUCAUCCCAAAGAUAGACAAGCUGAUUUCUUGUUGAAUAUGUUGGGAUUACCAAUGCGUCAGGACGCAAAGCCUUGUCCUUUUUAUAUGCGCAUGGGAUUAUGUAAAUAUGGAUAUGCUUGCAAGUUCCAUCAUCCCCAACCUACAUUAGCUGCUUCAAAUGUCUUACCUGUAAUGGGACCUGUCUAUGGUUCGGGCGGCUCUGCAGUAGUUCCUUCAUCUGGUGUAUCAUCUGCUAGUAUUUCAGGAGCGUCCUUGUCAAAGGCAACUUAUUUUGCUAGCUCACUGCCACAAAGCUACUUGCCAUUAUUUCUACCUCAAUCGCAAGGAUGGAACACCUAUAUGGGAAAUGCCAGUCCGUUGCCUGUCUCUAGUGUCCUAACUGGUCCAGUACCGAACAGGCAGCAAUCUGUCUUGUAUCUUCCAGAAAGACCGGAUCAGCCAGAAUGCCGAUAUUUUAUGGAAUACGGGAGUUGUAAAUACGGAUCAGAGUGCAAAUAUCACCAUCCCAGAGAAAAGCUCUCACAAUUAGUUUCAACUUCAAUUGUCCCACUCGGGCUUCCUCUAAGACCCGGUCAGCCUGUGUGUUCGUAUUAUAGCCUCUAUGGAAUAUGCAAUUACGGCACUGCCUGCAGAUUCGACCACCCAAUGGACAGGCACAACUACGCAUACGGCCUCAGUGUCCCUCCAACGGCCUUUGCUUACCCGUCCCCAGCCCCAUAUCAGAGAAUAGCGUCCCUGGUGCCCGUAGCUGACGUCUCACCAACCAAAUCAUCCUAGUUGAGUGACUGGAUCUAGAAGGAAACAACUGCAAGCAACAAGAAUCAUCAAUACUCAAACACCAAGAGCCUUUCAGAUUCGCUCCCGCACUCGUCGAAGGCCUCGUCCGAUGUUUAUCACGAUGAGUCUGACUGACGCGCUGUGGCGCAGCUGGCUGUAAGCCUGUAACCACUCUCCAUCACCAUCUCUGUGGUGGUCUAUUUUUUUUGAAAGGUAUAUUAUUGUGACACUUUGUUUUAAUACUUACUCCCGUUUUUUAUUUUUUAUGCCAAUAUUUAUUGUUUUUUCUCUUAAAACUCUUUUUUUGGGGAAAGAGUUGAUCAGAUGGUUAAUGCGUGCAAAUUUCUUAUUCUUUUUUUAUGUGCUAAUUUUAUACUGUAUUGAUGUUGUUGGUUUUCUUAAUUGGAUUGUAUUGAGGAUUCCGUGUUUGAAUUU
Molecule: messenger RNA, 1675 nt
Organism: Salvia splendens (bonfire salvia)
Lineage: Eukaryota; Viridiplantae; Streptophyta; Magnoliopsida; Lamiales; Lamiaceae
Product: zinc finger CCCH domain-containing protein ZFN-like
Exons: 7
Coding region: 185-1240 (351 amino acids)
Molecular function (GO): mRNA binding; metal ion binding
Source: RefSeq, a predicted model, not a curated record